Molecule: messenger RNA, 3258 nt
Organism: Scedosporium apiospermum
Lineage: Eukaryota; Fungi; Ascomycota; Sordariomycetes; Microascales; Microascaceae
Exons: 6
Coding region: 1-3258 (1085 amino acids)
Biological process (GO): telomere maintenance via telomerase
Cellular component (GO): telomerase catalytic core complex
Molecular function (GO): telomerase RNA binding; telomeric repeat DNA binding
Source: RefSeq, a predicted model, not a curated record
AUGACACAGCCGAGAAACCCCAAGAGAUCCCGUGAGGAUGGCGACGAGUCAUCGGAUAAAGCAAAGCGUGUCCGGACGGACGAUCGCGGAGCCGGUGGAAACCAGGUCCGCUUGCCCAUGAGCCGUGUGAUUCUGAGUCAAUACUAUCCAAGCGUUGUUACUCUGAGAGAAGCGGAGAAAGCCAGAGCCAGGCCUAAGCAUAUUCUUUGUGAUGGUUUUCGAAAGACUACUGGACUCAACACGCAAAGGCAGGGUGGCCCUGCUGGAGUCAAGCCGUCCAUCCCUAACCUGCUGUCAAUAUAUCCGAAUCACCAUGUAGAAGCUCUUAAAAGGCCGCCAUGGCCACAGCUGCUCCUUCUCUUAGGCCAGGCAGGGGAACGCAUCAUGGUUGACCUAUUAGUUGACUGCGCUGUCUAUGUUUCCGUGGAUUCUGGAGUCAGAAACAUGUGGCAGCUGAGUGGCACUCCCCUCUCCGAGCUAGACCCCAUCAUCCAGAUGGAUCCUCCCGAGUCAGACAGGCCAAGAACGCCAUGCAGGCCUAAGAAUCCAGCUGUAAGGUCACCUGGGGAAAUCACCUUCGUCAGAAGCCGAAUUCUUUACGCUAGAGCUGGGUUGACUGCAAGAGGCAACGUCGAAAUAGGCCUCCGACAUAUCCACAUCUUAAACCGUGCUCCAUACGUGCCCAAGGAAGCUUGCGAGCAAGGAAAGACCGGGGUCGACAGCGGCGGUAAUCGGGAAUUCGAAGACAACACACUCAGGGUCAUGGCGUACAUGUUCCCUCGCCAGUUUGGCCUCCACAAUGUCUUUACGUCGCAAGUUGACCGUCAGAAGAGUGCCCAGAAAUUUCAGGACUACACUCUACGAGAAGACGAGAUUUCUAGCGUGUUUCGCCGCGUCGACCAGGCUUGCGAUGGGAACUUCGCAGUUCGGAUUCGCCUACCUAAGCGACUCCGCGGCCGGCCGAAAGAGCUCGUAGAGCGCUUACAGAUUCUCCAUGCCCGAUGUUCAUAUGUCCAGAUUCUCGACCACUACUGCCCAAACCCAUUGACCGGCGGCGCUCAUAAGCGCGUCGCUCACUCGCAGCGGAUCGAAUGGAAGCCUGCGCCUGCGGGGUCUACAUCCGUGAGAGUCUGCAACAGCUCGGGAAAGAAGGCUAGCAAACGAAAGAGCGCGAAAAAUGGAAGAUCGAAAAAGGCACCCACACUCAACCUAGAAGGCAAGUCGAUUGUUGAUCUAGCCACUCCUGUCUCCCAGGUCUCUGCAUUCUGCCAAAGAGUCUUGUCAAAAAUCAUUCCCAACGAAUUUUGGGGAGUAGGCUCGACGCAGAAGCAUAACAAGGAGCUUGUUUUGCGAAACGUCGACCGUUUCAUUAGACUAAGGAGAUUUGAAAAUAUGUCUCUCCAUGAUGUAUAUCAAGGAAUCAAGGUGUCCGAUAUUGAAUGGCUCGCACCGCCUCACUUGAGAGGCACAAAAAUGACCAAUACGGACAAGCUAAAGAGGGUAGAGAUAUUCCUCGAAUUCCUAUACUACGUCUUUGACUCGCUCCUGAUCCCAUUAAUCCGGUCCAACUUCUACGUUACGGACUCGGGCAAGCACAAAUACCGCCUAUUCUACUUUCGGCACGAUGUCUGGCGGCGCAUCGCUGAACCUGCCACUGCUGCGCUUAAAUCUCGACUCCUGGAGGAGAUCAACACGAGCGAUGCCAAAGAAAUCCUUGCUUCGCGGACCCUUGGAACUAGUCAUUUAAGGCUGCUUCCGAAAGACUCAACUCUAAGGCCCAUCAUGAACCUCCGUAGGAGAGCAUUCCUGAGAGGAGAGCGGCAGACCUUGGGGCCUAGCAUCAACUCAAUACUAGCACCCGUUCACAGCAUGCUAUCCUUGGAAAAGGACCGAGAUCCUGCUCGGCUCGGCGCCUCUCUAUUCUCUGUCCCAGACCUGUACACGCGGCUCAAGUCCUUCUGCUCAAAGUUGCCACAAGGUCCACGGAAGAUGUUUUACUUUGCCAAAGUAGACGUCCAAGCCGCCUUCGAUACCAUACCCCAAGCAGCCGUAGUCGAGCUGAUGAAGACGAUCCCAUCAGACGUACAAUAUCUCAUAUCAAAGUACGUUGAAGUUAAGCCGGGAGAUGCGGCGCAGAAUAAGGCUGGCGUCACCAUCAUCAAGCCAUCGAAACGGUGGCUCUCUCUCGCCUCCACGUCAAAAGACAAUACCCGGUUCUCGCAGCAGCUCAAGUCGAAACUAGCACCAAACAAGCGGAACACAAUCUUUGUCGACAACGUCAUGAAGCGCGUGUUCAAAACCAAAGCCCUAAUAUCUCUCCUCACUUCUCACGUCGAGAGUAAUCUCAUUAAAAUCGGCAAGAAAUACUAUCGCCAAAAGUGCGGCGUCCCUCAGGGAUCGAUCCUUUCGACCGCCUUUUGCAACUAUUUCUACGCCGAUCUCGAGCGGAGACAUCUCUCCUUCCUUGCGGACGACGACGAAACACUCCUGCUGCGGCUCAUCGACGACUUCCUCCUCAUCACGACAGAUAAGGCCAAAGCCGAGCGCUUCAUAAAAGUCAUGCAUGCCGGCCUCCCCGACUACGGCGUCACUGUCAGCCGGGCGAAAACUCUCGUCAACUUCCCAAUGGAGAUCGACUCUGAACCGCUCCCUCAAUGGGACCCAUCCUCCGGGGGCUUCCCCUACUGCGGCACGCUCAUCGACUCCACGACCCUCGCCAUCUCCAAAAACCGCCCCACCGGGGGAAAACAGCUGACAACCACCGACGAUUGCCUCACGGUAGAAUCCUCCCGCCGCCCAGGCCGCAACUUCGAGCGCAAAACCCUCAACGCCUUCCGCCUCCAAUCCCACAUGAUGUUCUACGACACAUCCCACAACCCCCUCUCCCUCUCCCUCUCCAACCUCGACGCCGCCCUCGCCGAGACGGCCCGCAAGGCGUGCGCCUACAUUCGGUGCCUACCGCGCGAGAAGAGGCCCCGCGAGCACGUUUUCGUGCGCACGAUCCGGAAGCUCAUCGACGUUGCGUACUCGCUCCUCACGUCCAAGGAGAGGAGGGCGCGUUUCCCCGGUUACGAGUGCGCCAUAUCGAGGACGCAGGUUCAGGUGGCUACGUUGGGGGCUUUUGGACGGGUCGUCAGGGCGAAGCAGCCUGGGUAUGAGGGCGUGAUUGAUUGGAUUGAGAAGGAGAUGGUAAAUCUUGAAUCGAGCAAGAAGCUCAAACGUAAGCUUAGGCUGGGGGGCAGAAACACCGAAAUGUGA